Messenger RNA from Sorex fumeus (smoky shrew), 1576 nucleotides. RefSeq names its product charged multivesicular body protein 1A (gene CHMP1A). Gene Ontology annotation, biological process: late endosome to vacuole transport; endosome transport via multivesicular body sorting pathway; protein transport. The transcript has 7 exons. Gene Ontology annotation, cellular component: multivesicular body; ESCRT III complex. Bases 16 to 606 code for a protein of 196 amino acids. NCBI's taxonomy places the organism in Eukaryota, Metazoa, Chordata, Mammalia, Eulipotyphla, Soricidae. The record is from RefSeq and is a predicted model, not a curated record.
CCGCCCGCCCCGGCCAUGGACGACACCCUGUUCCAGCUGAAGUUCACCGCGAAGCAGCUAGAGAAGUUGGCCAAGAAGGCGGAGAAGGACUCCAAGGCUGAACAGGCCAAAGUGAAGAAGGCCCUGCAGCAGAAGAAUGUGGAGUGUGCGCGAGUGUAUGCUGAGAAUGCCAUCCGCAAGAAGAACGAAGGCGUGAACUGGCUCCGCAUGGCAUCCCGGGUGGACGCUGUGGCCUCCAAGGUGCAGACAGCUGUGACCAUGAAGGGGGUGACCAAGAACAUGGCCCAGGUGACCAAAGCCCUGGACAGGGCCCUGAGUGCCAUGGACCUGCAGAAGGUCUCUGCGGUGAUGGACAGGUUUGAACAGCAGGUGCAGAACCUGGAUGUGCACACUUCGGUGAUGGAAGACUCCAUGAGCUCGGCCACCACACUGACCACACCACAGGAGCAAGUGGACAGCCUCAUUGUGCAGAUCGCUGAGGAGAAUGGCCUUGAGGUCCUAGACCAGCUGAGCCAGCUGCCCGAGGGCGCCUCAGCCGUAGGCGAGAGCUCCGUGCGCAGCCAGGAGGACCAGUUGUCAAGGAGGCUGGCCGCCCUGAGGAACUAGGCCGCCGUCCACCUGAAGGGGAGGAGAGCGGCCACCCCUGCCUUCUGCUGACCGUGGCCUCGCUGCUCUCUGCCCACCUGCCAGCCUGGAGCCCUGCCUUGUGCCCGCAGUGGGUGCCUGUCUCUGUGACUACACAAACUUCUGACGUCUCUGGGUAAUUCCCAUGUCUCUGGGCCGGCCAGCUGUGGACUCACAGACCCUUGUCCCCUGACCCCAGGCAUGGACAGGAGCUGGCCAGCGGACGCCUGUAGAUCCGUGUGUGUGCAGUGUGCUUCCCCGGCGGCUAGGACCACCCCUUGCCAUGCCCCCAGAGGCCUCCCCUCAGUGGCAGCCACCAGGGACAGAAUGGGAGGGCCCAGCAGGGUCUGGGCAAUCAGCCGCCUCGACCUACGUGCCUGCGUCCCGCAGACCCUGCGAACCCCCCAUGCUUGCAGCACGGGCCUCCACCUGCUCCUCCACUGCCCUCCGGCACCCAGUCCUCAGUGAGGUCCUGUCACUAUAGAGAGGGGACGUCCCCUGACGUCGGCCUGGGACAGCCUGCCCCUGCGCCUCACCCAGUCCCUGACGUUUACUGUCCUCUCACUGUUUUCACGGUUUCUCUUUGGGUUUUAUUUUUGCCAAAAUGGAAGGAGCCGGCACCAGGCAGGGCCGGCUGAGCACCUGCUCCAAGCAAGAUGCUCAGACCAGUGUGACAGGCCAGGCCAGAGCCUGCCACACGCCCAGCAGACCCCUCUGCCAGUGAGACCCCUGUGAGAGACUGGCUUUCCUUUCUGCUCCGAUGAACAGCUGGGGCAGCCGUGGGGCACUGGAUGGUGUCGUGUGGAUGGGGGCAGCCUCUCAGACCCUCGGACCCCAGUGUCUCAGCGUCCUGGGGCCCCGUGCUCAAGCAGGGAUGGUGUUGGGGGAGGCUUUGCAAGAGGCAGCAGAGCUGCCCCUUGUCCUGAAAUGCUGUUGUGAAUAAACGGAUUGU